Messenger RNA from Drosophila nasuta, 2493 nucleotides. It is a transcript of the gene Ir75b, whose product is annotated as Ionotropic receptor 75b. The transcript has 9 exons. Gene Ontology annotation, molecular function: ligand-gated monoatomic ion channel activity. Gene Ontology annotation, cellular component: membrane. Bases 1 to 2493 code for a protein of 830 amino acids. NCBI's taxonomy places the organism in Eukaryota, Metazoa, Arthropoda, Insecta, Diptera, Drosophilidae. The record is from RefSeq and is a predicted model, not a curated record.
AUGUUCACAAUUCAAUUUAUCAUCUAUUAUUUUGUGCAUAUUGCCAAGUUGAAUAAUGUCUUAUUUCUACACUGUUGGCCAGCUAAUUCACUCUUUCAACUGGUACACUUAGCACAUAAUUCUGGGAUAUUCAAUCAAUUUUUGGAUCUAAAUGCUUCUUUCUCGCAAGCGGAGCAUUUGCAAACACAACUCGUUAAUCAUGAACUUAUUAAGCUGGGCAUUUACUUUGACAUCAAUUGUGAUCAGAGCAAUGAAGUUUUGCAAAUGGCAAAUAUACAAAGCUUAUUUAAUGAUCAUUAUCAUUGGUUAAUCAUUGAUCGCAACUUUAAUUUAAAACAACUUCGAGAAAGAUUUGCUGAAGCACUACUUUAUGUCAACAGCGAGUUAACUUAUGUGGAACCUCAGGCAAAUCUUAGCAGCUUUAUACUCUACGAUUUAUAUAAUAAAGCUAAGCACUUGGGCAGUAAACUAAACAUAACCAUCGAUCAGCAAAUUGUUUGCAAUGAGCGAGGUUGUCACGUCAAAAGAUAUCUAAGUGAUCUGCAUCUGCGACUUCGAUUGCAAAAUCGCAGAUAUUUCACUGACAUUACACUGAGAGUAAAUGCAGCAAUCACCGCGAUGCCUGUAGAUUCCCCAGAGGAGCAGAUAAAAGAGUUUCUAAGCAGUCUUGAUGAUAUUUACAAGGAUUCAUAUGCCAGGCUGGGCUAUCAAACGCAUCAGGUGUUCAAGGACUUACUGGAUUGCAACUUUUCAUUCACUUUUCGCGAUCGCUGGACGGACUCGGAGCUAACUGGCGGCCUCAUUGGGGAUUUGAUAAAUGGCAGCGUUGAUAUGACAACCACCGCUUUCUUAUACACCUUGGGACGCACCAAGUACUUUAGGCCCUUGACCUGGCACAGUUCCUUUCGCUCCGUCUGCAUGUUUCGUAAUCCACGCUCAGCUGGCGCCGAGUUGCGUGUCACGGAAUUCCUCGAGCCAUUCAGCUGGACGGUUUGGCUUAUGUUUAGCGCACUGCUGCUGUUCACUGGCUUCUUGCUAUGGCUGACAUUUCUGCUGGAGCGUCGUCUAAACCGAGCUAGCAGCAUGGAAACAUCCUUGUUGACCAGUUGCCUGUUAUCCUUUGGUGCAGCCUGCAUUCAAGGAGCUUGGCUACUCCCUCGCUCAACGGGUGGUCGCAUGGUCUUCUAUGCGAUAAUGUUGACCUGCUUUCUAAUGUACAACUAUUAUACAUCUAUAGUUGUGUCCACACUACUGGGAGCACCGCCAAAAUCAAGUAUACGCACCAUACAACAGCUGGCAGAUAGCAAUCUGGAGGUGGCCGUUGAACCCACCAUUUAUACGAAAGUUUAUGUAGAGACUGCUGAAUUUCCCGAUAUACGCAGUUUGUAUUUGAACAAGAUUUUAAACAAAGAUCCCAAACGCAUUUGGUUGCCCUCAGAGCAGGGCGUGUUGAUGGUUCGAAAUCAUCCUGGCUUUGUGUUCAUAGCAGAAUCAGCUAGCGCAUAUGUUUUUGUACGAAAACAUUAUUUGCCACACGAGAUUUGCGAGCUGAAUGAAAUUCUAUUGCGCGAUGAGACAAGCGCCAAUACGAUCAUAUUGAAAACAUCUAAUUUUGCAGAGCUUUUCAAACUAUGUCAAUUGCGCCUCUUAGAGACUGGAGUGCAUUUCAAGCACUUUCGCUAUUGGGUGCGCAACAAGCUGCAUUGCUAUCAAAGCAAUGUCACCGUUGUGGUGGGCUUGGAAUCCGCCGGACCGUUGUUUCUCCUACUACUCAUGGCGUAUAUCAUCUGCUUGUUUGUUUUGGGCCUGGAAAUACUGUGGCAUAAACCUUUACAAUUCGCUCAACAAAUCUAUAAUUCGCCGCAACUCAUCUAUCAUCAAUUUGUGCACUUGAACGACUUGAAUUGGGAGCAUUUGGAACAGCGCUAUUUGGAUCAUCAGCAGCCCACUUUAGCUAUCUAUGUAGAUCUGCAGUGUGAGCGUAGUGAAGCGCUUUUAAAGGAGGCUAGUCAAUCGCAGCUUUACAAUCAGCACUAUCAUUGGCUUCUACACGACAGCUUAUCUGGCUUUGGCUUCUACCAAUUCUUUGCACCCUUCAAUCUAUCUGUAGAUGCAAAUGUGGACUAUGUGAAGCAGGAGGUUCGCGACAAUGGAGACACCAACUAUGCGGUCUACGAUGUCUAUAGCAAUGGCAAUCACAUUGGUGGGAAACUCAAUAUAACUGGCAAUUACGAAGUAAACUGCAAUGUUACAAAGUGCACAUUGAAGUGUUAUUUGAGCACCUUGCAUCUGCGCUCCAAAUAUGGCCAACGAGAGCAGCUUCGGGAUGUGGUAUUGCGUGUGGCCACUGUGGUGACUCAGCGACCCAUCACCUGGUCGCCAGAGUGUUUGAUACGUUACCUCAGCCAGGAUAACAACACGCACAUCGAUGCCAUAGCGCGGUUUGGCUUUCAUAUCAAUCUGGUGCUCAAGGAUAUUCUGCAGUGCGGGUGA